Molecule: messenger RNA, 1627 nt
Organism: Polistes canadensis
Lineage: Eukaryota; Metazoa; Arthropoda; Insecta; Hymenoptera; Vespidae
Product: flexible cuticle protein 12-like
Exons: 3
Coding region: 359-676 (105 amino acids)
Cellular component (GO): chitin-based extracellular matrix
Molecular function (GO): structural constituent of chitin-based larval cuticle
Source: RefSeq, a predicted model, not a curated record
AUACGCGGAUUAAAUUGAAAAGAAGAAGAUAAAGCAUCGAUGAACGAACGCGCGGCAUUGCAUAGAAUUUACGUUGCAUCGUGUGGUGCUGCAUCGUGUGGUGCAUCGCGGAUGCAUCCUGGGCUUACAAGCGAGCAAGCAAGCAAGAAGCGCACGAGGGGGAGUAGGAUGAUCAAAUGAAUUUCAAAGACUAUCCGAUGAGUGGGGGGAUGCAUCUAUUGGGAUUUUCCGACUAUAUAAAGGCAGAUGUACUGCACAUCCCUGGUAUAUCACGUAUCGGUUCACCGUUAAAGGACGAAAGGGUGCAAGGAAAAGACAUUCGCUUACGAACACGUACUUUUAAAACAAAUCUAUCAUCAUGAAGACGGUAUUUGUUUUGGCGGCUCUCUUAGUCGUAACUUUCGGCAAACCGCAAGGUAAUCCCAAUGACAUCACUAUCGUGAAACAGGAGGAAGUUAACAAUAUCGGGGUAGGUGGAUACCACUUCAGUUACGAACAAAGCGACGGACAGAAAAGAGACGAAACUGCCGAACUCAAAAACGAGGGUACUGACGAUGAAGAAUUAGCCGUCACGGGUAGCUUUUCAUUCAUCUCUCCGGAUGGUCAUACGUACAGGGUUGAUUACACUGCCGACAAGGACGGUUUCCAUCCUAACAUUCAGCUCGUAUCGAAAUAAAUUCAAGAGGACGACUACUACUCGGGAAGCCGAAGGAAUCUUACGCUAACAACAACAACACGUCACUUAGGAUUUUUCGAUAAACUUCGCAUACAUAAAAGCGCAUCAUAAAAACAAUAAUUCCGUCCUUACAUGUACGUCCCAUUUACAUGUACCCGCUGCGGAUGAGACGCUUCUAAACUCGAAGCGUGUUAAGUUUAUCUUCUUACGAAGGUUUCGGUCGCUGUUAUUUUUCGAUCAUACAAAUUUUCACUCUUCCUUUUUCUCUCUUCUCAUUACUCUUCUUCUUCUUUUUCUUCUUCUUCUUCUAACUUCUUUUUAAGAAUUAAAUUUUCACUCGCAGAAGAUUAUUACUAUCAACGAUCGAGACCUCGAUGAUUUCUAUUUUUUCUUUUUUUUUUUUUUUCACCUUCUAUAACGUAGAAAAUUGUACGAACGACAAAAAAGAAAAAAAAAAAAAAAGAAAGAAUAAUGAAUGAUAGAAAAAUUCUGAUAAUUUCUCGAUGGGAUUUUAAAUUUAAGAAGAUAACUUUUCUCGAGUAACAUUCGAGUUAUUUCGUGUGAAGCAUGGUAGAUACAUGCAAAUGUCUUCUCUUAUGAGAUCUUACACGUUCACGUGCUUCCCGCGAAAAACGUGUCCGUUCCGCAGAUAUGAUACAUGAUGUAAUACUUAUAAACUGCCAGCAAAACAUACAUGCACACAUACAGCGCAGCAGAGAAACAGACACACAUUUUGAACGAGAGAGACAUCAUCACCAAUGAAGAGUUCGUUCUAAGCAACAAAAUCCAGCGCGAGACGACGACGGCGUAGUGUUCAUUUCAACGUCGCAGAUUAAAUUACGUUAACUAGACACAUCUUUCUUCUUUUUUCUUUUUUUUUUUAUACACACCUACAACCCCUACUUGUUGUAUCUAUAAUAAAACCAUGCAGUAAAUGCAUAUAAACUCGUA